Messenger RNA from Oncorhynchus tshawytscha (Chinook salmon), 1990 nucleotides. RefSeq names its product follistatin-related protein 1. The transcript is spliced from 11 exons. Gene Ontology annotation, molecular function: calcium ion binding; protein binding. The record is from RefSeq and is a predicted model, not a curated record. NCBI's taxonomy places the organism in Eukaryota, Metazoa, Chordata, Actinopteri, Salmoniformes, Salmonidae. Bases 218 to 1156 code for a protein of 312 amino acids. Gene Ontology annotation, biological process: regulation of BMP signaling pathway; cell differentiation; multicellular organism development.
CGUUGAAUCAACUCUCUCCACGUCAUUUGUCCAUCCUUGAGCACUUCACUUCUUGCUGCAGUUUCUCCGUCCCGAUUCGAGUGCAUCGAGCUCUAUUGGCAGACGGGGAAAAUUCCUCCGUGGUGCUCAAAUUUCGCCAAUCUAAUUUUCCUCUCCUCCUUUGUCUCAGUCGGAACACUGCCGUCUCCCCUCUGCCUUUGGGUCAUCACCCGCUAACAUGAUGUUUCGAAGUGUCCUUUUGUGUCUACUAGUCGCAGUCGUUUGCUGUCAUGCCGAGGAGGGGAAGAGCAAGUCCAGGGUGUGUGCAAAUGUAUUCUGUGGGGCUGGCAGGGAGUGUGCUGUGACAGAGAAAGGGGAACCUUCUUGCCUGUGCAUCGAGCAAUGUAAAGCUCACAAGCGCUCUGUGUGUGGCAGUAAUGGUAAGACGUACCGCAACCACUGUGAGCUCCACCGCGACGCCUGCCUGACCGGCCUCAAGAUCCAGGUGUACCACGACGGACACUGUGAAGAGAAAAAGACAGACAAAGCUGUUGCUGCUAGCCCAAUCGUGUGCUACCUGGCCAACAGGAACGAGUUGCGCAGCCGGGUCAUCCAGUGGCUGCAGAAUGAGGUGGUCCCUGACGGCUGGUUCGCCAAGGGCUCCAACUUCUCCAACACCCUGCUCAAGUACUUUAAGGACUAUGACAAUGGAGACUCCCAGCUGGAUUCCACUGAGUUCCUUAAGUUCCUCCAGCACAACGAAACAGCCAUCAACAUUACCUCAUAUGCUGACGAGGAGAACAACCGCCUGCUCAGGAGCCUGUGUGUGGAUGCCCUCAUCGAGCUCUCAGAUGAGAACACGGACUGGCAGUUGAGCUUCGAUGAGUUCCUAAACUGCUUCAAGCCUGGCUUCAACCCACCAGAGAGAAAGUGUGCCCUGGAGGAUGAGACCUAUGAGGACGGGGCAGAGACUCAGGUGGAGUGUAACCGCUGUGUCUGUGCCUGUGGGAACUGGGUCUGCACAGCUGUGACCUGUGAAGAUAAAGUGCCUGCUGUGGAGAAGACUGAAGGUGCUGACCAGGAGAUGACAGAGGAGGAGUGGACACGGCGAGUGGCUGAGCUCAAUAAACAUCAGGAAACUGUGGAGAAGAUGAAAGUGAGCACUAAGGACAUUUGAGAGAGAGAGAGAGAGCACUCUUUCAGUCUCACCAUCAACAAUCACUAUCUGGCUGAAGCUUUGCAGCUUGUACUGUUGCUAAAGGAAUGCAUCACUAUUGUUUUUAGAUUUUAAAAUGUUAAUUAUUAUGAUUUUUUAAAAACUGUACCAAUGUCUAUUGUAAUAUUAUAUAUAAUAUUAUUUCAAGGAUGCUGCAGAUGUGAGCAAACUAGAAAAAUAUGUUGAUGAAGUGUGUGGAUUUGUAAUGAACAGGAUAAUAGUACUUGAGAGUGCUAUGGGUCACUCUUACUCAUUUGAAAUACACGAUUGUGUGGUCCGUCUGAGACAUACAUCGUCUGUGCAUGCUUUGCCAACAGUACUGCAAUACAUUUGAUCGUUGAUGUGUCUUUUGGGGAGCUGAUGCACGUCGGUCUCUCGGGAUAUAGGUGCUUUGGUUGGAUGACUUUGUUCGGGUACAAGGAUUGGGAAAAACAACUUCUACAAAACAUAUUUGAUGGCAUAACUGAAACCAAAGUUCAAAUGCAAGAUACCUGAAGUACAGUAUGUGUAGUAACUUUUAGAAAGUAAGUGCCUUACAUUUUCACUAAGACCUCGGGGACGUCUGUCACUUUGAAACCAUGCCAAAUGUAUGGUCUAAUUAGUUAGUAGCCUGUGUUUCUUUAGUUUGUUAUGUGUUUAUUGUCUCACUUUUAGAAUAAUACCAGCUCACUUUGUUUGCUUGUUUACAGGAGACUUUUAAUUAAACAUUUACUCCCUGUUGAUUAUUAAGACUACUGUAUUGUCAAACAGGUAUGCAAGCUUUAUACAUGUCAAUAAAUACAUUUAAUAGACAUA